AUGGGCGACUUAUCCCCUAAAAGCAAAUCAGCUUCAAUUAAGCAAAACGCAGUUGCAAAUCAACAUGAUUCGAAAGAACCAGAUCAAUUGCAACAAGAAGAUACCAGAAACAAGGAUCGAGAUAAAACUCCCCAUAUCUCAGCAGUGGAAGGCAAUGGGUACUCUAUUCACAUUGGAAAAGAAAGUUGCACUAAAACAGUCAAUGCAAUUGGAGAAAAUGAACAGAAAUUUUUAACUUCAAACACCAAUGGCUGGAUCCAUGGUUAUAGAGUUCCUUUUUCUUUGAUAACCUACAAGCGCUCUUUGGACACUUCGACAAAGAUACGAUUGGACAAGAGUUACCGAGACUUUCAAUUCAUUUUCAACCCAAAAUACCAUCUUGAUGAAAUCGAACAUUCUGGGUUUGGAAGGAAAAGUUCGGAUGUCUCUUUCUCCCAGGAAGAUUAUAGUCCCAAUUCAAGCCCAAGGCUGCAGAAAAUAUAUAAACCAGGCUCUACGCUGGAUAGUGAUGCAUUUAUGGGCUAUGUUUCCUUUCCCAGAGUAUCUUUUAAUGUCCCUAAUCACGUUCGGCGUGAUAAAAGGCGUCUUCGACAAGUUUCAGAAAUACCACAGCUUUGUUACCAAACAUCAUUCCCGGUGGGAGACUUGACGUAUUUGUUUGGUGGCCUUUUUGUCUCGAAAUUCACAACGUUUGAUGACAUAGGGUUACCAAGAAACGUAGAUUUAAAUAAAAUAUCAGUGCAUUUCCCAUAUGAGUUGCCUCCAUUUGUCAAUACCAAGUUGCUCACCAGUCCCUUUUUGCAAAAACAUCCGAGCUUGUUUAUAAUGAACUCGUUGAAUAACACAGUGACCGACUUUGACAUUUCAAAUUCAGGUGAUUUCCCUGGUCAUUUAUCUGCAAUGGUGGCAACAAAAAUUACUCCAGAACAUUUCUUUUUCUAUGGUGGUUUUGAAAUAAUUGAUGAGUCGGUCUCUUAUCAUCCCACUAUUGACCGGUGGAUUAUACGAAAGAAGCUUGUCAUGAAUCAGGACGGGUACAUUUUAAAUACUGUUAAUUUCAAGUUUACAAAAAUUAAACUAGAACCAAGUAAUGCAUCAGUGAAAAUUGCCAGGAUUGGGCUGGGUGCCUGUGCUAACAUUUUUGAACCGUUUCUGAAACAGCAAAGCCGAGCAUUGUCUGAUAUAAAGCUAAAUCAUGCAAACAUUUCUGCUGAAAAUCAACGACCACUGCUGCCCGUAGCAUUUAGUAGAGCUAGAUCAAGCCAUUGGUCUUCAGAGACCAGCUCAGUACAUACUCCAAUACCACCACAGCCCCAGAAAUCACUGGCAAGUGUAAAAUCAAAAACAACAGAAGCUGAAUUAAUGACAACAACCGCAGCAAUGACUGAAACAGCAACAACAACACCAGCAACAACGCCAACACCAACACCACCAGCAACAACAACAACAACAACAACAACAACAAGUGCUUCUGCAAUGGCAAACACCGAAUCAAAACGGUUGUCUUCACCAAACAGCAAUAAAGGUCUGGAAUCUUCUACAUCGACAUCAUCAGCAGCAUCCAAAGAUUCAGGGGCUGAUUUUUCAGUCACAAGAACUCGCUCAGUUCGGCAACCAAAUUUACAUAGGGUCGCCACCACCAAAUCUUAUGAUUUUGCCAAGAACGAAUCUCCUGUGUCAAACACCCUGUCCAGUGGCCCGACAUCCGUAUCGGAAAAUGCUUCUGCAUCACCCUCAAUAUCAAUGCCAACACCAACGAGCCUGACUACAUUUGACAAGUUCAAAAAACGUUUUCAUCGCUCCAAUAUGAAAAACACAUACUCUCAAAGUGUACGUAAUCACAGGUCUAAUUCUUUUAGCAAUAAAAAUGAUGCCAACAAUAACGCUCAGAACAAUACCAAUGGCAAUAAUAGUAACAAUAACAGCGGUAAUAAUUCGACAGCUAAUAGCGCAACCCCGUCGCCUGUUUUGAAAACAACGCGGCCAAUUAUUGGCUCUUUGAAUAAUGUCAUUACGAACCUUACUGUAUUUCCCAUAUCGUCAAAGCCCGUUGAUCUUAAUUCACACAGCCAAGCUUCAUAUAAAUCGGCUAAGGCAUCGCGAACUCCAUCAAGUUCAUCUAUAAAGUUCACAAAUGCGGGAGAAACUGCUCAUAAGCAACCACCAAAGUUACUGGUGCAAACCAGUAACUUUGAACAGCAUUCAAAAACAUUAGACUCCUUGCCGGAUACAAUUGCUUCUUUGCAACAUAACAAACAAGAUUCACUGCAAACACCACACCAUAAGUUUGCACCACCCAAACGAGCAAAAACUAUGGAUAACGAAAUUAUUGAAGUCGAGACCAUAAGGCAAAACAUGCCAAGUUUAAAGACUCAUACUUUUGAUUAUCAAGCAAUUGAUACUGACUUAUCGAGUCAUACAGAUGUUGAUGAGGAAAAUGGUGGUGUAAAGCCAUCUAGAAAUACACAUAGCAAAGUGGGUAAGCUUUUCAACGAUGUAUUAACAAACAUUUCAGUCUUUAUCUAUGGUGGAUUUGUCCUUAACGACGAGGAAGAAAAUGAAAAUGAGGACGAUAGAGAGGAGCAGGAAACGAAAAAAGAGGAAAAUGUUCUAGGUAGUUCUUCAAAUGUUCGAAAGUUUUAUGCAACAAAUGAUUUUCUCAAGAUUGAUCUCUCUACGACGGAAGAAAAUCCGAAAUCCUUGGAAAGAAUGACUUUCUUGGAUAGUGCGCUAGUCAUGAAAAUUGGGCUGGACCCAAAGACCUGUGAUAUUUGCCUUGACGAGGACAUCAAUUGGCCCACCCCGAGAGGGUAUUUUGCUAGUAGUAUGAUUGAUAUUUCGAAUGAUGUUGGGGAAAAAUGUAAUUUGGAAAUCGCAAAGGUUCCAAAACAUCCUCUAAACCCAUUGGCUGAGAAGCGUCCUCAAUCUCCAGAUAUAAGUAUCGGUGGGUCUUCUGGAAGUACAGGAGCAGCAGGAAUUGCAGUUGAUUCUGCCAGGGCAUCUUUAGAGCAAUCUGAUGUCAGCUUGGGACAAGUUAGGAGCUACUUUAGUGGUCGAGCAUUUGUCGUUCAAGGGGGAUGCACUGAGGAUAAUCAAUUUUUUGGUGAUUUCUACAAAUUUGUGUUUGAUACAUGUAAGUGGGAAAAAAUGCCAACAUAUACUUUUGAUUAUUUCCAAAAACCUUUGUUACCAGGGGAGGAUGACGAUGCAACAUAUUAUACCAAAGAGAAUACUGUUGAUAAGCCGCAUCUCAUGGAGGCAGAGUUUCGGAGCUGCCAUCACACGUGUCUCUAUUACCAAAACGAAGAACACGAUUACCUUUUUUUUAUUGGAGGGAUCGUAAACGAGUACUUGCGAUUUGUUGAUCCAAAGCCCUACGUGACUGACAAAUUCGAUGUGUCGAGGAUAAGUGCUUUGCAAGUAGCUUCUUCAAAUCCAUACAUUAUGCGAUUUGCAGUUUUGAAUCUACGUACUCAAACCUGGAAAUACAUCCGUUACUUCUUUGAUUUUAACCAUGCAAUCACCAAUUCCUACCUCGAUCGAUUGAAAGACAAGGACUAUUAUAUUAAUUCAAGGCUAUUGCAUUUCGCGGGAACUGUAAGUCUCACUGGUAAGAUUAUAACUGUUGCCCAAGGCUUGUUCAUAAUCCUGCCCGAAAAAAAGGAAGAUUUGAAAAAUGUUAGAGAUGAUAUCCCGCCUGAUGAAGCAUUGUUAGGCGCACAUAUUCAAUUCACCUUAGCUGGACUAUAA
Lodderomyces elongisporus is the source of this 3750-nucleotide messenger RNA. RefSeq lists its product as uncharacterized. Bases 1 to 3750 code for a protein of 1249 amino acids. Lineage: Eukaryota; Fungi; Ascomycota; Pichiomycetes; Serinales; Debaryomycetaceae. The transcript has a single exon. The record is from RefSeq and is a predicted model, not a curated record.